This is a messenger RNA of Nyctereutes procyonoides (raccoon dog), 4849 nucleotides long. It is a transcript of the gene ASAH2, whose product is annotated as N-acylsphingosine amidohydrolase 2. The transcript is spliced from 21 exons. Gene Ontology annotation, cellular component: extracellular region. Gene Ontology annotation, biological process: sphingosine biosynthetic process; ceramide catabolic process; long-chain fatty acid biosynthetic process. Gene Ontology annotation, molecular function: N-acylsphingosine amidohydrolase activity. NCBI's taxonomy places the organism in Eukaryota, Metazoa, Chordata, Mammalia, Carnivora, Canidae. The coding region runs from base 118 to 2433 and encodes 771 amino acids. The record is from RefSeq and is a predicted model, not a curated record.
CAGAACGUGCUGAGAAAUCUUGGCUGAGCACCGUGCAGGGGGGAAAGGAACAACAUUCUGGAUGGUCAUUUGCUUUACUGGAUGCAGGAUUUCUUUUGAUUGGUUGAAUCAGGAGAGAUGGCCAAACGCACCUUCUCCACAUUAGAGACAUUCCUGAUUUUCCUGCUCGUGAUGAUGACUGCUGUCACGGUAGCCCUUCUCAGCCUCCUGUUUAUCACCAGUGGGACCAUUGAAAAUCACAAAGAUUCAGGUGUUCCCACAAUCCAGAGCUCUACAACCACCCUGGGCUCCACAGCCACUCAAGGCUCAACACUCACCCAUGGCACAACAGCCACCCAGACACCGCCAGUGGUCACCACCCCAGAGCCUCCUCUCUUUCAGAACUUUAGUGGCUACCAUAUUGGUGUUGGGCGAGCUGACUGCACAGGACAAGUAGCAGAUAUCAACUUGAUGGGCUACAGUAAAACUGGCCAGAAUGCCCGGGGCAUCCUCACCAGGUUGUACAGUCGUGCUUUCGUCAUGGCGGAGCCCGAUGGGUCCAAUCGAGUGGUGUUUGUCAGCAUCGACAUAGGCAUGGUAUCCCAGCGACUCAGGCUGGAGGUCCUGAACAGACUACAGAAUAAGUAUGGCUCAUUGUACGGAAAAGACAAUGUCAUCCUAAGUGGCACCCACACUCACUCGGGGCCAGCGGGCUAUUUCCAGUAUACCGUGUUUGUCAUCGCCAGUGAAGGAUUCAGCAAUCGAACUUUUGAAUACAUGGUCACUGGCAUUGUGAAGAGCAUUGAGAUGGCGCACAAAAACAUGAAACCAGGCAAGAUCUUCAUCAACAAAGGAACUGUGGAAGGUGCACAGAUCAACCGAAGCCCCUAUUCUUACCUUCAGAAUCCGGAGUCAGAGCGAGCCAGGUAUUCUUCAAAUACUGACAAAGAAAUGGUCGUCCUAAAAAUGGAAGAUUUGGAUGGAGCUGAGCUGGGCCUUAUAAGCUGGUUUGCCAUUCACCCAGUCAGCAUGAACAACAGCAAUCACCUCGUCAAUAGUGACAACAUGGGCUAUGCAGCUUACCUUUUUGAGCAAGAGAAAAACAAAGAAUAUCUACCUGGAGAGGGACCAUAUGUGGCAGCCUUUGCUUCAUCAAACCUGGGAGACGUGUCCCCCAAUAUUCUUGGCCCACAUUGCGUCAACACUGGAGAGUCUUGUGAUAAUGCCAAUAGCUCUUGUCCCAUUGGUGGGUCCAGCAUGUGCAUGGCUACGGGACCCGGACUGGAUAUGUUCAACAGCACGCAGAUUAUAGGACGGAUCAUCUAUGAGAGAGCAAAGGAACUGUAUGCCUCUGCCUCCCAGGAGUUAACCGGACCACUUGCUGCGGCUCACCAGUGGGUGAAUAUGACGGAUGUCACCGUCUGGCUCAACUCCACGCACUCGGUAAAAACGUGUAAACCAGCCCUGGGCUACAGUUUUGCAGCCGGCACGAUUGAUGGAUUUGGGAGCUUCAAUUUUACGCAGGGGACAACAGUAGGGGAUCCAUUUUGGGACACUCUUCGGGAUCAACUCCUGGGCAAGCCAUCUGAAGAAAUCAAACAGUGUCAGAAACCAAAACCAAUCCUUCUUCACACUGGAGAGUUGACAAAACCUCACCCCUGGCACCCCGAUAUUGUUGAUGUUCAGAUGAUCACGAUUGGGUCCUUGGCCAUCACUGCCAUCCCUGGGGAGUUUACGACCAUGUCUGGACGAAGACUUCGAGAGGCAGUUCAAGCAGAAUUUGCAACGUAUGGGAUGCAGAAUAUGACCGUCGUUAUUUCGGGUCUGUGCAACGUGUAUACACAUUACAUUACCACCUUUGAAGAAUACCAGGUUCAGCGGUACGAGGCAGCGUCUACAAUUUAUGGACCACACACUCUGUCUGCUUACAUCCAGCUCUUCAGAGCCCUUGCUAAGGCCAUUGCUACGGACACAGUAGCCAACCUGAGCAGAGGUCCAGAGCCUCCAUUUUUCAAACAACUGAUAGCCUCACUAAUUCCAAAUAUUGUGGAUAGAGCGCCAAUAGGCAAAACUUUUGGGGAUGUUCUGCAGCCUGCGAAACCUACAUACAGAGUGGGAGAAGUUGCCGAAGUGACGUUUGUAGGCGCUAACCCGAAGAAUUCAGCAGAAAACCAGACCCAUCGGACCUUCCUCACUGUCGAGAAAUACGAGGCCACAUCAGCAACAUGGCAGAUAGUGCAUAAUGACGCCUCCUGGGAGACUCGUUUCUAUUGGUACAAGGGAUUGCUGGGUCACAGCAAUGCAACGAUACAAUGGCAUAUUCCAGAUACUGCCCAGCCUGGAAUCUACAGAAUAAGAUACUUCGGACACAAUCGGAAGCAAGACUUUCUCAAGCCAGCGGUCACACUUCCAUUUGAAAGCACUUCCUCUGCCUUUGAAGUAGUAACUACUUAAUGACAAAUUGAUAAUUCAUUUAAAGAGCAGCUAUACUCUAUAAUUUAUAAAAAUGAUUUCAUAUGAAUGUAAAUGAUGACGGUGACCUCUAUGAUUGUCCCUGUUUGGGGACAGAUAGUUGACUGCAAAUGGGACAGAAAGGUGUGUGUGUGUGUGUGUGUGUGUGUGUCCCAUUCAUCUGGCACUAGCAGCUUUACACCUGGUGCUUCUAGAACCUAAUGCAUGAGUUCCCUCCAGGCCUUGCUGUUGUUUGAAGGAACAUUUCCCCUCAAUAUGAAGCCUCUGAAAAGUGAGUGAGAGUGGUUGAAGGUGUGUGAACAAUGGUAAAACUAUUUAUUUAUAGAGUUAUUGAAUGUUAGUGCUGGGAAAGUUUAGAGAUUGUGUACUUCGCUUCUUUAUUUUGCCGAUGGGAGCAAUGAAGUUUCAUGGAUUUAAGAUUAAUGAAGGCUACGGGACCUUCCCCUGCUGCAUCACUUAAAAAUAUAUUAUAUACACAUUGACCAUUAACGUAUCAGCCCAAUUAGAGAAAAUGACUGUGGAAAUUAAUAUGCCAGCUUCUCUGUAUUGAGAAGCAACCACCGUGGAGGCUACGUGCGUGAUCCAGAGCCGUUCACGCUGGUAAAUUACUGCUGACAUUGCCUUCGGAGGCCAAUUACAAGAAAGUCAGACUUUUAAUAUUUUGAUCAAGUCUUGUGUUUCCCUAAGUGCCCUUAACCCUCCGAAUUGUGUUUCCUAUUCCCAAGACUGGUUCUGAGUGAUUUUGACUAUUUUCAAUGAUUGCAUUCACUCCCAAAACACAAGCUUUGCCAUUAGUGUAGAUAUUAAAAUGAAAUGUUACUGGAUUGGAAGGGGAUCCUCAAAGAGCAAACUCUAAAUUCACUUAUCUGUUCUUUUAUCGGUCACUUACUUGUGGACUCGUUCAAUCACAGAAUAUUUAUCCAGACCUGUGUACCCAGCAUCGUGCUAGCACCUGGCCUUGAUAAUUACCGUGAUCAUAUUUGGGAUGAACGUGUAAGAAUCAAAAGGGGACUAUUCUGAAGGAGAAAAUUCAGUAUAUAAAUUCAGUAUACUCAGUUCAGUAUAUAAACUCUAGAAGGCAUUUAAAAGGCAGUAAUCUUCAAGUUCUAGCUCACAUAUAUAAUCUGUGUCGGGUGCUCCCAUAUGGGGGGAAAGAGGCUCCAGAUACUUUGGAAAAAGUUGUUUUCAUAGUUAUUUGGGGGCCUUAUGACCUACCCUGCCCAAUGUCUGGAAGAAUGAGAUACGGCAGUCGAACAUUGAUUGCCCAGAAGUACCGAUUCCAUUUAAAAUGAUCCAAGUUAAUGAGGAGCUAGCUCCUAGGCUACCAAGUAAAUUUCCAAAAACCAAGUCAUGCUUUUCUUGUAUGUAUAUAAAAGCAUUAGCAUUUGAGGGAAAAAAAAUCAACCUUUAUUUCAAAAACAAACUUGAAGUCUUGAAAACGGUAAUGAUACUGAGCACAACAAUACCAGCACUCAUUUAUGUGUGACUGAACAUGCUUUAUCACAUUGGAACGGACCUGGAACACUUUUUGAUGGACCAGGGUUCUGGUUCUGGGGCGUUAACUGCUGGAGAAUUAGCUAAGCAGGAUUCCAAAGAGUAGUGAUCAUUUUUCCUAAGGACACAGUGUUUAGUCUAACAAUUCAGAGGCUUCAGAAGAGGAGAGAAUUCUGAAAGUAGUUGGCCUUAAAUUCUAUUAGAACUGAUGAUAAGACUUUAAAAAGUAUUUUGCAUGAUUCAAAAGAGUUUUUGAAUUAUUUUUCACUACCUCCAUGCCCCCCACUGAUGUUCUUCAGUGGGCCUGUGAUUCCCUGUUGUUUACUUGCAACUGUGCCAAGCCAGACAAAGCAUUGCCUUGGUGCUAUCCUUCUGCACCAGCUCUCUACCCACCGGUACUCCUGGCCCCAAAUCACCCACAGAAGCAUGUGUGCCCCCUCGCUGCUAUCUCUUCCAACCCAUGCAGUUGCAUAUCUGCAGUUUGUAUGACAAUAAGGCCAGAUCCUGCAUGAUAGAAACCAUAGCUAGCCACUCAUGCUUUAAGGAACACCAGAGGGAGGCAGAUCUGACCUGUUAAUAUACAAACCUAGAUCCAAGCUGUGUUUGGGGCUGCUGCUGGGAGUGGCUCAUUGGAGCCAAACCAUGUGGAGAAAGCUACUGAAAUUGCAGGAGGAUAUGGGGGCAAGGAGUUUGGUUGGUGGGAGGACACUUCUGCAGAAGGUCUUGUGUUUCAUGUCAAAGUGUCUGGUGUUCUGUUUGUUGUCCUCUGUCCACUCUGGUUUUAAGGAUGCUGUGACUUCGUCAGAAAGUACUGAACGAUCCCUCUGUAUUUUUUCAAUGAGUAUUAUGUAAAAUUGCUAAUACAAAAUAUAAUAUUUAAUAAAUUAGUGAGUACAAUCGGGAA